UCCAUAAGCAUGCGCAGUGCGUCUUUACGGAACUGCGGCGCGAGGUUAGGCUACAGGCAUCUAUUAGCCUGCCUUCUCGAGGGAAGGAAAGAACGUGAUGGAGAACAGAAGCAGAAAUAUGGCGAUCGCUUGUCAGAGCCUGAUCUCUCUGCUGUUGCUGAGUGCUGCGGUCUCGGCCGUGGAAGUUCAACGCCCCCGCGGUGUAUCGCUGUCAAAAAAGCACUUCUACGUGGAGGGAAAACCAUUUACUUGCUUGGACGGCUCCCGCACAAUUCCCUUUGACAGGGUAAAUGAUGACUACUGUGACUGUCAGGAUGGUUCGGAUGAGCCAGGCACUCCGGCUUGCCCCAAUGGCAGCUUCCAUUGCACUAACGCGGGCCAUCGACCAGUCUUCAUCCCGUCGUCCCGCAUCAAUGAUGGUGUUUGCGACUGCUGUGAUGCAACAGAUGAGUUCAACAGCGGUGCUAGCUGCCCAAACACCUGCCGGGAGUUGGGGCGCAAGGAGAAGGAGGUUCUGCAAAAACUGGCUGAGAUUGCAAAGGAGGGCUUCAUUCUCAAACAGCAACUCAUUCAGGAGGCCAAGAGGGGUCUGGAAGAAAAAAAGGCCAAAGCAUUUGACCUGGAGGCCAGUAAGAAACAACUGGAGGAGAAGGUGGAGGCUCUGCGAACGGUGAAGGAAGCGGCAGAGGAGCCCGAGAAAGAAGCUAAAGAGCGCCAUCUCAAGGCUUGGGAAAAUGAGAAGGCUGCAAUACGCGCAGAGAAGGACAACGCUCGAAUGGCUGAGGUGUUUCUUGAACUGGAUGAUGACGGCGAUGGCUUCGUCUCCUUGACUGAGCUCCAGUCCCACAGUGAGCUUGACACAGAUUCCGAUGGUUCUUUCACUGAAACGGAGGCUCAGGGCCUUUUGGGAGGCGUGGACAAAGUCGACACGGUGGCGUUCGAGGCUGUCUGGAAGGACAUAAAAGACAAAUACAUCUCCGAGCAGUCCCAAGUGGAGACGCCGCACGGGGAGACGAGGGAACCGCUCCCCGACAAUGACUCUGAGCAUUACUCUGAGGGCGAAAUCCCAGAAGAAGAUGACGACAAUGAUGAUGAUCAGGAGGAGGAGGACGAUGAGGAGGAGGAAGAUGACGACGAUCCGGAUGACGCCGACUACAACAGACCUCCUGCGGUACAAGCAAAGAAGGAUGACGAGGACGAAGGGACGAUGCCGCCCUACGACGAAGAAACGCAGAACCUCAUUGAUGCUGCCCAGAAGGCGAGAGAGCAGUUUGAUGAGACCGAGCGAGCCCUCCGGGAACUGGAUGAUCAGUUGAAGAGCCUUGAAAAGGAAACAUCCUCAGACUUUGGACCCAGUGCUGAGUUUGCCUACCUCUACAAUCAGUGCUAUGACCUACCUACAAGCGAAUACAUCUACAGGCUGUGCCCAUUCAAACAAGUAACCCAGAAACCCAAGAUGGGCGGCUCAGAAACCAGUUUAGGGACCUGGGGUCAUUGGGACGGUCCCGAGGGGAACGUCUACACCGUGAUGAAGUACGAGAAUGGAUUGGGAUGCUGGCAAGGUCCCAACAGAGCCACCACGGUCAAGCUAAAAUGCGGGAAGGAGACUGUCGUCACGUCCACGACAGAGCCCAGUCGCUGCGAGUACUUAAUGGAGUUCACCACUCCCGCCCUCUGCCAGGACCCCAGGACCCUGGACCCCAUGCUGCAUACAGAACUUUAAAACCGACCCAACCUUGUUCACCAAGGGACCACGUCGCCACGGCAACAGGAAGUGGCGAAGGAGCCGCCGCGCGACGAUUUCACUGUGUUCAAUAAAUACGUGUGAGCUUUUUACAUGCGUUUGUGGUCAUUUGAGAGAAAUGCGGCAACGUAAAUAAAUUCUGCGAAAAGGAGUUGGCAUGUAUGCUAAGUCAGUUUGUUUGCUAAUUGAGGCUCAACUUUCUAUUUCAGAAAAACUUUCAUUCAUAAUUGAACCAUAGUUAAGGCAUAAAUGACAGUUUGGUGUAUUUGGUCAGUCAACAAAAUAUUUGUAUCUUUGACAUACCCCAUUUUUUUGGCCAAUUUUUUUUUUCUUCUCCCAUAUGGAGUUAUGAUUUAGUCAUGAAAUGGGGAUCAUCACUCAUAUCUGGAACUGACACACUCCCACUUUAGUUUGUGUUUUAUUGUUGUUUUCAAAGUGACCAAGGUUCAACUUUAUACAUCAUCCAGAGUUUGCACGUUCUUACCACCGGUGAAUCUUUGUCAUCGAGGAAACGACAAACGCGAUAUUCUUUGUUCAGUCAACAAAAUGGGGCCCACUCAUAUUUGUAAGUUUUAUUUCUUUUUUUUUUUUUUUUUCUGGCAUGUAAAGUACAAAUAAUUAAACAACUCCAUGAAAAAGUCUUCAAGCGUCUUCAGCUGAAAUCCCAGUAGUAAAUAUUCUAGACUAAACUGAAAGGUUUUACUUGUAUUUUUUUUUUUUUUCUUGUUCGUUUCUCAUUGCUCAUUUGGUCAUGUCUGGAAGUAUGUAUGAGUGUUUGUAUUCCACUACUUUUGAUCGUUUUCACCUUUUUUUUGUUUGUUUUUUUGAGUUUGUUCUACCAUUUCCAGGAAAAAUGUAAGAAAAACAUCACUAAUAAUAUACUGAGUCCCCUCUUCUAAAUAAAUAGACACAAAACACAGUUGGUUGAGAAACAGAAGAACCGCUCGCCCCUUUCAAACAAGACUUUCCCUGCCCGCUUGUCAUUCAUCGAUAAACAAGCUCUCGACCCAGAAUCCCUGCUCAUUUUAUGGGCGCCAAGCAAACAUUCUCCUUGCACAAAAGAGUGUAGGCGCUCGUUUUAAAAAAAAAAAAAACGCUCCCUAAUGUCCCUUUUUUAGACAAGCGCGGACAGGAAAUCAUCUUGUGAGGGACAACCCCGCCUCCUUCUGGAUCGAUGCCUCAAAAGAAACGAGAGGGCUGGCGGUGGGGCUGCCCCAUGUCUCAGACUGAGCGGUUGAAAAAACAAAGCAAAACAAACAAAAAAAACAAGACUGUGAUUAGGUUAAAUAAUUAAAAGAUUUUUUUUUUCUCAUUGAACAAGACAAACAGAACACAGGCAGUAAAGGCAUAACAUCUAGCACACAGCAUGUAUGUUUAUACAGUUCAAUUAGUUAAAUAUAGCAGUGCAUUCUUUGACUAUGGAGAACGUUUUCCAAAUCGAACUUCUAAAGCUGUUUUUCUAGUUGUCCCCCUUGUUUUUGUUUUUAAAUUUUUUUUUUUCUCCCCGGAAAAAAAACCCCGAAAUGGUGUAACCACAAUUUUGGCAAAAGAACUUAAAAAUCUUUUAACCUUGCAAAUGUAACAAAAUAAACCAUAAAUAUACACAAAACAUACUUCAUACGAGGCAAUAAUAAUAAUAAUAAUCAUAAUAAAUAGUUUUUAAGUUAACAAUAAGUUAAAACUACAAGCUUAAAGUCGCCCAAAUAAUACAAGUUUGUCGGCGCUAUUUUGACAUUUUUUUUCUGUUUAAAUUAUUUUUAUGUUGCAACAAAAGCUACCACAGACUUUUACAAACACAAUCGAACACAGUUUGAUUGGAACGAAAAGAAUCUAAGUCUAAAAUCGGCAUACACUUUAAAAAACUGCAACUAAUCCGAUAAUGGAGGAAAAAAAUAAAAUUAAAAAAAAAAAAAAGAACAAACCGUAUCCAAUCAAUGCAACCAAACAUAAUCGACCCAUAUGUGUGUUCUCUAUGGCAACAUCAACAACACAAAUACACUCAUUUAACAAGUGAGUCCUGAUAUGCAAUUGAAAUCAAUAAAUUACAAGAGGAAAAAAAAAAGAUAUUCAGUCGACAUGGGCGAAAAAAAA
This is a messenger RNA of Hippocampus comes (tiger tail seahorse), 3835 nucleotides long. RefSeq names its product PRKCSH beta subunit of glucosidase II (gene prkcsh). Gene Ontology annotation, biological process: N-glycan processing; liver development. Bases 98 to 1723 code for a protein of 541 amino acids. The record is from RefSeq and is a predicted model, not a curated record. Gene Ontology annotation, molecular function: calcium ion binding. NCBI's taxonomy places the organism in Eukaryota, Metazoa, Chordata, Actinopteri, Syngnathiformes, Syngnathidae. The transcript is spliced from 18 exons. Gene Ontology annotation, cellular component: glucosidase II complex.